Messenger RNA from Vitrella brassicaformis, 4555 nucleotides. NCBI's taxonomy places the organism in Eukaryota, Vitrellaceae. The record is from the annotation of a GenBank genome assembly.
UGUGAAUCAACUGUCGUAAAGCAAAGCGAAAGAUCUUUCUGACAUCGUGCCAGAAGGCAAGCACCGCCACCAGAUGAGAGUUUUCUUGCGUCCUUAUUGGUGUUCGGUCGAUUAUGGGUUUGACGGAACACCUGCCCGAUCUCACCAAUCCAGGUCCGUUUUGAUCAAAACUCACACAUACAUAUAUACACACACGACGUCAUGUACACACAGACACAGUCAUCCCCACACAUCGGCCACCCUCAACUCAUCAACACACACACACAGCUUCAGCGUAACCUCUCGUCCAAAUCGAGCUUGUCAGAACUCAUUGCCUCUCUCGCGCUGAUCCUCUUCCCUCUUCGGAGGGGGAUCAAGACCUGCACACACACGAACACGCAUUAGAAUAGGUACCGACUCAGAAGAAGCUCAGAGAGGGGAUUAGGCUCCCACCAAUGAGCUUGAUUAGAAUGGAUGCGAUGAAACGGGGGAAGACCCACUCGAUCCAUUGCGAUGCCUUCCACACAUACGAACUGGCCUUGCCGCCAUAGCCACCUAACAACAAACACAGCCGGUACAUCCAUGCUGGCAGGCAGGAGAGCAUGUCUCCUUCAUCGACCGUGUGUGAUGCGAGUCCUAUAGUAGCUGUCCACCUACACGAGAAAGGAUGCAUGCAUGCAUGCAUGACCACAAGAGACGUGCAUUUGGAUCAGUACUUGCUUACCACAAUGGCGAUGAAUACAUUGAGCAGGAGAAAGAGUACAGCAAAAAUGAAGAGACACUGCACAUAGAGGCGGGUACACAACAGGUCAUAGGUGCAGCAGCAUUCAUUGCUCCUUCUUUUGUCUCCUCACCGCAUAGACAGAAGUGAAAGGCCUCCAGGUCUGGAUCAAGCCAUGCAUGUCCAUUUGCCUGCAUUCAAGGGCGAGCAGACAAUACCAUAAGCGUGCGUUCCUUGAGCAGUGUCUCACCCCUGUAGCUGAACCACCACAGCCAAAAGCGACAUCUGGAAAGUUGAAAAAGUCGACCGAUGCUGACCCUGAAAAAGACACACAAGCAAGCGAAAGUCGUUCGUGUAGGCUCUCGGACUGAUCAGUUUGCUGACCCAGAUUGCAAAAGCGACGAACGUACAGCCCAGCAGGAUGGGAACAAAGAUGAACAAAUACCAGAAGAAACGGCCGACGGAGACAGCCAAGGUGGUCCACACCACAUAGCCCUGCACACCACACACAGGAGACACAAUCAGCAGCGAGAAGGCAGCCCACAGAAGGUAAUGAGCUGACCAUUCUGGAGAGGCGGACAAACGACACAAGACGCACGUACAGAAAUAGAAGAAAGACGGCCUCCAGCAUCCAGAGACUCUCGUAGUAAGCGCUCUGUGUCGCCCAGCUGCGGAACGUGCCCUUGGACCGCUCGAUGAUGUCAGUCGACGGCGAAUUGAAAUACAGCACCUUGACGAAGCCGAGGGCGAUAAAAAUGAGGGAUAUGCAGAGGUCGAUGAUGCCGAUAUCCGUCGUGAAAUACCGCCACCCUGCACAGACACGGCACCAAAGGUGUCCAUGCAUGGGCAGCGUCUCUGAUUGGCUAGUAAUGCUAAUUACACGUCUGUUUUCUCCUCAUUGUGUCUCUGACGGCGAUGGUGUUGAUGACAAUCGCAACAUAGAGCACCAGCACAAGGCGGAUGACCUCAAUCACCUUUGUCGGCUCGUCCAUGCUGCUCUCGGCGACGUGCGUCUGCAGACAACACCCACACGGUGCACGGGUGAUGCGGUUCUGUUGCUUUUGUGUACUCUGAAAAUGCGUAUGAUCUGUGACGCCACGACCACACCGGAUGGAGGGAGUUCGAAGAGAAAGCGACAGGACAGGCUGACAGAGAAAGGAAUGGCAAAAAGAUGCGCAAGUCAUACAGACGUUCCCCCCUUCCUUCGCUCACCCGUAUCUGUAGUUGGGAUUGUAUGUUGUGAAGUCGACGUCCACCAGCCGGCUGCUGUCGUCGAUCCAGUCCACACGAGACAAGGUACCCAUCAGCCUGACAUGCAUCCAGGGGUGUGUGUUGCAUAGUGCGACUUCUCCUCCCGGCUCACCCGAUGAAUGUGUCAGGGUCUGUGGUGAGCAUGGGGACGUCAAGGGCGUACCCAGACGCGUCAUACGUCUGCAGCCAGCCCCUGAACAAUGCAAUGCUCCCAGUGACACGUGUUUGCGUCAGCAUCCUCUCUCACCUGCUGCCGCCAACCCCUGACGACUUCCUCGCCGUCUUUGCAGUAACAAACUUGUUCGGCGACGCACAGCCAAGGCCAUUUGAGAAGCAAUCACUUGGGAGACUCACUGCGGACAAGGAGAGGGCCAUACUUGACGACAAACACGACGUGUAGCAUGCAUGCGGACCUACAUUCAAAGUCGAGGUCGUCGGCCAUCAUCGAGUUGCUGUCGACAUACGGCGAACCGCACUCUAGAAGGCGAAGGUAUAUAAAGCGAUUCGAGUGAUGGCAGCAAUCGUCGUGUCUCCUACGUGUGGCGACGUCUUUGAGGCCCUUCCUCUUGCAGUCGUCAUUCUUCACCCGCUGCUGCCUCAAGCGCAUCAGACCAACAGGCGCCUGGUACCUGCACACACGCACAUGUGCGUAUGCUUGUGGAUGCCACUCUUUCUGAGCGAGUACCGUCUCAUGAAGCUUUCGUCAUCCAACAAAACGAAUGGCAGCGUAGUGUUGAGCCAAAGCCACACGUGCAUCGGCCGCCGGACGGUCCUCAAGGACUGCGUCAGAAUGCCCUGCUGUGGGAGGUACUGUGAGGUGACAAACUGGUCGCGGACGGCCUGCGUCACCCAGUACGUGUCACCAGGGGGAUUUUGCAGAAAGAACAGGGAUGUUGAUAGGGCGAUGAGCAGAGCAAUCACACACAGGUCGCGCAGCUUGACAGUGGCUAAGUGGGCAGUCCUGCUCUCAUCCUGCAGGGUCCAUAAGUCAUGCAGUCCUGAUGCGAGAGCAAAAGAUAGCAUUGCGUGCAUGCUCAGUACUGAAUCCUUUCCCUCACCUGGGAAUUUCUCGAGGAGGUUUCUUGUAUCCUUUUCCUCUUCUUGCUGCUCCUGCUGUUCCCUCUUCCUCUUAUCUUCAUCCUCCUGGCCGUAGUUCGGGUCGAGGAAGGCGAAUGGGUCGAAGUCAGGUAGAGCCAUGCUGAAGAGCUCCUGAACGUGAGCAGCAGGAGCCAUGAAUGCAAGGAGGUUUGUCUCCUGUGUGAACAUGUGUCAUUUGUACUCUUUUUGAGCCUUUUGUUUUGUCUCGUGUCUCAAGCUGGUAGAUGGCGUCGACGGUCAGAUCGCGAUGGUGCAGGAACAACUUUGCCUCACCAACCGCAUUGUCGCCGUACCAAAAGAAUUGCUGACGACGAGACACGUCACCCACAUGAAUCACCCUAUGACUCGAUGACUCGACCACCUCUGAUUACCUGCACGUUGUCUUCGGCAUCUUCCACCUGUGUCCUUGCGCCUGUCGCGUGGAAGCCUGGCCUCUCGUUGACGUCUUCUGGCAUUCUGGCCACCAAGUCAUUCUCCAGCAAAUAGUCCAGCUCACUCACACCCCAAUACUCACACGCAUCUAUCACACACAUGCACAUGCGAUCAAUAUGACUGCAUCGCUGUAAACAACUGCCGCUGUCUCCCAAAGUCACCCCUUUUUAGCUCGGACAGCGUUGUGCUCGCCUCGACUUUGUAAGAGAGGUGAUACUUGACGUCCACCGAUUCGAUUGGGUAGAAGAGCACCAGCACCGUGUCGACGCAGUUGCGCUGCAUCUCGCGCUGCGCCUCUUCUUGACGCCGCCUGGCACUGCAUGACAGCAAGACGAUACAGAAUGCAGAGUGCAGCAUAGGCCCUCACUUGCGCGCCACUUCUGUCUUUGUGCGCGACAGCGGAGAGAAUGACUGCUGGGUUGCCAUAGCAUCGCCUUCCUCUUCCGCCUGGGGAUUCAAGGCAGGGAUCCUUCACCAAUUCAUGCAUCACACACACACACACACACACACAGAGAGAGAGAGAGAGAGAGAGAACACAACGCCUGCCUGUAUGUCGAAUGCAAGCCACCUUUGUCUCAGUAGCUGAGUGAAGACUUUGCGUGCAUGUCUUUGCCGCUCCAGCUCCCGCCGGUCAUUCUCGCUCUGCGCCGCCGCGCUCACCUUCUGACCCUCCCUCUGACAACAUAAAGAUGGAGACGCCGAGAGACAGAUCUCUCCUCCGGUGUACCCACCCGCAGCUCCUCUAUGUGCAGCCUCUCCUUGACGAAAUUGAGCUCCUCCUCGCGGCCCGCCAGCUCUGUCUGUAGAUUUCGCAGUUGAUCCUGUCACACGCGAACAACACAAAAUGCGACACACGGCCGCAUCGACUGCCCUGCUGUGGAUGGACAUGUGGAGCAGGCCUUUACUUGCAGGCGGUCGAGUGUCUCCUGUCUUCGUUUCCUCUCCGCAUCGCUCUUGAGGAUCUGCUCCCGCACGGAGGCGAGCGUCGCCUCACUCACUGAUUCGUCAGCUGCUGACGGCUGCAUCCUUAUCAAGUGUGGUGAGCAGCCUUAGACGUUGACACGUCUUCUUGCU